AUGUGUUUCCUGUGCAGCCAUGGAAAAAAAGGGGGAUUCGAAAACACAGCCAUAGGAACGUGGUCCAAGGGAGUCAGCCUGAUCUUCUGCUCGUCCAUAUUUCUGCUGCAUUUCGUGAACGAAGAUGAGCUGAGCGUGCUGAACAAGGCAGCGGCGGACGGCGAAAAGAAAAUGAUAUACUACCUAAGCAUAUAUAACCUAAUAGGCGCAGUGACCUUGUCUGUUUUUUCCCUAUUGGGGCAUUUCAUUUAUAAGCCCCUUUUACGCCCCAUCUAUUUAUGCUCCUUUAUAGUGUCCCUAUUUUUAAUUGCCUCUGGAGUGUACACCACCUCGAUAAGCAAAAAUACGUCUUUGAAAAUUAUAGGAAUAAUGGACGCCUUGAAAUUCCACCCAGAUUAUAUGCUUCUAAACAAAAUAAAUAAUAUAAACGGUGAUGGCAAUACCAUUGUUAUCAAACCAGAAGACAGCAUAACCCUAUCUGCCGCUAGCCAAGAGGUGGCUGCCCUCCCAGAUACUUCCACAUUUGAUGCCUCGAAAAUUUUAGAAAUGAUAAAAGAUCGUCAGUCCUUUUUGGACACGAAAAAGGACAUCCUGUUGAAAAAAUUAACGAAGCAAGAUUUGAUGAAAAUGUUUACUAGCAUAAGGGAGUCAGACCCCAGUGCGCAAAAAAGCCUAGUGGAAAAUACACUACUAGAAUUGUAUGAGAAAAUAAAAAACGUCCGUCUGAACUUUGACCUUUAUGAUAAGUUUUACAAGUUCAUGGAAAAUAAUUCCGUCCCUUUUAUAUCUAGCUCGGAAAAGAUAAAAAAGUUUACAGAAAAAUUUCAGCAAAUUUUUGAUCAUUACAAUAAGUCCCUUUUUAAUAAUUUAAAAUAUGACUUGGUAAAACAUGAAAAUGAAAUUAUAAAAAUAUAUUCAGAUUCGAUGGAGAAGAUUAAAAGUGUCAGGGUUAAGAACCCUAGUGCUAAGCUGGAUGAUUAUAUUGACGAUUUGCAGAAAAGGAACAUCCUCAUCUUGGCGUCCUCCCUCUUGAUGAUGUCUUUCAUUUACAUUCACAAGGGGGCCACACUCACGUCCACCAGUUCCAUGGCGAUCACGUUGAUGUACGUCCCCUCGAUGUCCUACCUGAUCACCCUGGCGAGCAUCUUCGUCUGCAGCGGCAUCUUCUUCUUCUCCAUCAUAGGACUAGUGCUUUACGUCUUCAGCCUGAUCCUCAUCUUCUUCUUAAUAUUUUCCCAAUGCUUCUGCGAACGCAUAUUUAAGCUCUUCAUGGGGUUUAUUUUCACAGGGUUAUUUUUUUUUUGUUUUUUAAUCGGCUACAUUCUAAUCGAGGAUUUCAACGAAGGGUCCAAAGUUUACAAGGAGUACAAGCAGAAUGACUAUAACGAUUUCUACUGGGUCUUGUUGAACAAAAGGACUUACGAGCAUUUUAAAAGCUUUGUUUUGUUUUCUAAUGGCCAGAUGUUUUUAGUGUGCAUAGCAUUGUGUGCCUUCCUCACCACGUAUUCUCUUUAUUGUGUUUUCUACAUCUUUCGUUCUGUUUGUGCUCGAAAAGAGCAGCUCCCCAUUCAUUUGUAG
Molecule: messenger RNA, 1578 nt
Organism: Plasmodium vivax (malaria parasite P. vivax)
Lineage: Eukaryota; Apicomplexa; Aconoidasida; Haemosporida; Plasmodiidae
Exons: 2
Coding region: 1-1578 (525 amino acids)
Source: RefSeq, a predicted model, not a curated record